AUGUCUGACGGAGAUGUUGAAGCGCCAUGUCGUAACUUGGAACUUGCACCGUACGGACCGACUGAGGCUAAGGACGCCGAAACGGAGGCAGGAGACUGGGGGUUCCUGGAUGCAGAGACAGAGGCGCAAAAGGAUUCAGAGGUGACUGAUGACGAGGAGACGCAGGACGCCAUACCGGAGGUCGCAACGAAGGACGCCGAUGUCGAGUUUGGAAGAGCGGGUGUGGAUAGAGGAGACGCGGAGACAAAUGAUGGCACGGCCGAUGUGGCGCCAGAGGACGCAGAGACAGAGGAUGGUAAUGAGGAGGGGGCGUGGGAAGACGCAGAGACAGAGGAUGGUAAUGAGGAGGGGGCGUGGGAAGACGCAGAGACCGUUAACACAAAUGCGGGUGUGGCGCCAGAAGACGCAGAGACCGAAGACGGAAAUGCGGAGGUCGCUAAACGUGAGGCAGAGACUGAGAACGGAAAUGCGGAGGUCGGCAAACAAAAAGCAGAGACCGAGGAAGGAAUUGUGGAGGUGGCGCCAGAAGACGCAGAUACCGAGGACGGAAAUGCGGAGGUGGCGCCAGAAGACGCAGAGACAGAGGAGGGAAAGCCAUUUGUGGUGCAGGAAGACGCAGAAACAGAGGACGGGAAUGUGGAAGGACUGGCAGAAGACGCUAUGACAGAGGAGGGAAAGCCGGGGGUGGCGCUGGUAGACGGGAAAGCAAAUGAAGGGAAAGACGCGGCAUGGCGACAUGAACCGGGGUUGACAGGCAAGGGAGGUUAUGUCUCUUCCGCCGACGCCGCCAUAGAGCGAUCUAACUUUACAGCACAUGUUAAGGCUCGCGUCACACUUCUCGUAGCCCUGGGGGCUACACAUCAUCCAGGAGCAGGCCGGUUUUCCACGGCCUAG
This is a messenger RNA of Closterium sp. NIES-65, 894 nucleotides long. NCBI's taxonomy places the organism in Eukaryota, Viridiplantae, Streptophyta, Zygnematophyceae, Desmidiales, Closteriaceae. The record is from the annotation of a GenBank genome assembly.